This is a messenger RNA of Amphibalanus amphitrite, 1431 nucleotides long. RefSeq names its product MFS-type transporter SLC18B1-like. Gene Ontology annotation, molecular function: transmembrane transporter activity. Bases 1 to 1431 code for a protein of 476 amino acids. Lineage: Eukaryota; Metazoa; Arthropoda; Thecostraca; Balanomorpha; Balanidae. Gene Ontology annotation, biological process: transmembrane transport. The record is from RefSeq and is a predicted model, not a curated record. The transcript has a single exon.
AUGGCGGUGACUUCAUUCUGUGACGAUCCGGAGAGAAAAGCGACCGAACCAUUGCUGAGCUCGUCGAAACUCGACUACGGUGGCACCCAAGACGAGAAGAUCGACCCUCAUUGUGUGGCACUACCAGAGGAAACACCGCUGGUGGGAUCCAAGUCCGACCCGGUUGCUCCAGAGUCACCCUCGAGUCGGUACACGCCCCGGCAGAAGCGUCUGCUGGCUGGUCUCGCUGUGGUCAGCAUGUUGAAUGGCUCGCUGAUGGCCGUCAUGGCUCCGUUCUUUCCAGCAGAGGCAGCGCGUCGCGGCGUACCUCAGACAGCCAUCAGCGGCGUCUACAGCUGCUUCGCGCUCACCCAGGUGGUGCUGUACCCGCUGGUCGGCUCGCUGUCGCUGCGGGUCGGCGUGACGCGCCUCUACAACGCCGGCAUGGCCACCGCCGGCGUCUCGACGGCGGCGUUCGGCGCCUUCAACUACAUCCGCGGAGGCACGCCGUUCAUCGUCGCCUGCUACGUCGGCAGGUUCGUGGAGGCCACCGGCACCGCCUGCGUGGCCGCCUGCGCCUUCACCAUCAUCGGCAACCAGUUCGGCGACUGCGCCAGCUCGGCAGUGGCCAUGGUGACCGCAGCCCAGUCGAUCGGUAUCACGGUCACACCGGCGCUGGCGGGAGGGCUGUACGCGUUGGCUGGCUUCGGGCUGCCAUUCUACGUCAUCGGCGGCGCCAUGAUCGUGGCGGCGGUCAUCAACGCCCAGUUCAUGCCGGCAGUGGUAAAGGAGAACAAUUCCUCGGAAGGUCUGUUCCACAUGGUGAGGACUUUCGCGGGCUCCCGCGAGAGCUGCGUGUGUCUACUGUUUGUGUUCAGCUACAUGUUAAUUUUUCUUGCCUUCAUUCCGUCGGCAGCGCCGUACGCAGACAGCGUCCUCGGGGCCUCUCCAGCCAUGAUCUGCCUCUUCCUCAGCGUCGCUGCCGCCUCGUGUGUCGUCAUGAGCUUCGUGUGGGCGUGGAUAGCGGAACGCAUCUCCAACCCGUACCCGAUGAUGGCCAUCUGCCUGCUACUGGUGGCCAUCAGCCAGCUCCUGAUCCCACCUGUGCCGUGGCUCGGUCUCCAGCCAAGUCAGUGGCUGUUCGGACUGGGCAUGACCAUGGAGGAGGCCGUGUUCGGGGGCGCCUACAUCCCGUGCUUCCAGCUAAUGCUGACAGCCACGGUGCGCGCCGGUCUCCCUGACGACCUGCGCACGCACGCGUUCGUCUCCAGCGUCUACUGGACGGCGUACUCGCUGGGUAUCGUGGCGGGUCCGCUGGCGGGCGGCGCGCUGGUGGACGCCUAUGGGUUCUCGAUGAUGAUGACGGCCGUGGCGGGAUGGGCGGUGCUGAUGGCACUGGUGGCAGCAGCUCAGGCUGUCGCUAAACACACCGAGCUGAGGAGGGGUCAGUGA